AUGGCCGGCGGGAAAGAGCCGAUCGAGGUGAAGUUCCGCCUGUUCGACGGCACGGACAUCGGGCCCAACAAGUACGACCCCGCCACCACCGUCACGGCGCUCAAGGAGUUCGUCCUCGCUCGGUGGCCGCAGGACAAAGACAUUAUUCCAAAAACUCUCAAUGACGUGAAGCUCAUCAAUGCUGGAAGGAUACUUGAGAAUAACAAAACUCUUGCUGAGUCUCGAGUCCCAGUAGGGGAAGUUCCAGGAGGUGUGAUCACGAUGCAUGUUGUUGUACGCCCUCCCCAAAGUGACAAAAGUGAUAAGCACCUCUCGAAUUCUCCCAAGCAGAACAGAUGUGGGUGCACGAUAUUGUGA
Molecule: messenger RNA, 357 nt
Organism: Triticum turgidum subsp. durum (durum wheat)
Lineage: Eukaryota; Viridiplantae; Streptophyta; Magnoliopsida; Poales; Poaceae
Source: the annotation of a GenBank genome assembly